GACCGGGACCAGCAUCGGGACCAUCCCCUUUUGGUCCCCGGGGGGCUUCUCCCCUCCGCCGGGGGUGUCGGUGGGGACGGGCGAGCAGCGAGCCCAGCUGCAGGGAGCCCACCCCGGGCUGGCCCCGGUCCCCGGUGCUGCCCCGGAGCCCGGUGGGGCCCGGUGGGGCCCGGUGGGACCCGGGGCCGUGCUCGGAGCCCUGGGCCAGGAGCUGGGAUGCGCUGCUGGGUGCCCCGCUCACCCCUCGCAGAGCCUGGGGUUCUCCCUGUCGGUUCUGCGGGAGAUGGGCCCAGGCUCAGCGGCUGAUGGUGCAUGGAAGGUGCUGGAAGAUGCUGGAAGCUGCUGGAAGCUGCUGGAAGCUGCCCGCAUGCAGAGCCCCUCGCUGUCGGGUGCACGGCGGUGGCAGCGCCGCAUCGAGCCCCGCACCCCCUACAAGCGCGGUGCAGUUCACCUCGGAGCCCUGAGAGGCAACAAGGCAGUGACACUCAGCAGAUGGGAGCUGGAGCAGCCGCAGGGGGGGUGCAAUCCCUUCUCAUAUCAAAGGCAACCACGGUUCCUCCUCACCGCAGCCGGCGUGUGCAGGGGUGUGCGCUGUGUGUCAAGGCACUUAAUGGGCCAGGUGCACUCGAUAAAAGCGCACCAGGCACUGCAGCAAACUUCCCUCACCCACUUCUGAAGCAAGACGACGCCGUGAACCAAGGAGCGAGUGGGCGGGCGGCUUUCUUGAUACAUCUCCCGUGCAACUCGGUAAACAGGGAUAGGCCCGCGCUCCAGUUUGCUUAGACAACAAGGCGAAUAAUAAUUAAAAAGGGCAAUUUGGGAGCAAACUCAACGUGCUGCUUGGCUUUGCCAUCCUGUAACGCCUUAACUAGGGGCCGUGGGGCUUCGUGGGACGCUGCUGCUGCAUCUUGUAGCCAGCGGGAAGGAGUCCAUGCUCUGUGCCUCUGCUCUUCUGUCUCCUUUAAAAGGCAGAUUUAAUAUUAAUCCCUUCAGGAAUUUUUUCUUGAGAGGAAAACAGGAUAUUGUUUCAGGAUAUUGGGCAACAAAGCUGCCCUUGAAAAGCAACUAUAAGCAGCCUUGCAGUCCUUACUACUGGCUGCAUUUGUUGUUAAUCGAGUUGAAAAUUGGGUACAGCCAAGCCCUUUUACUUCCAGAAUGAGUGAGAGGUCACAGCAGAGUAAUUCAAGUUCAGGUUUCUGUAUCCCAUUGUAAACACUAAGGACUUGUAGUAAUCUUAAAAUAUAAUCACUAGCUUUGGUUUCCAUUGGAAUUAAUGUCUCCAACAGGUGUAAAAGGCUAUCCCCCUCAUCUGCCAUGAAUACGUGUGUCCUGCUUGAUAAGAGAGAUAACAAACAGGAGUCCAAAUCCAGGAAUUAUUGGAAAUCUCUUGGGAAAGCCUGUUCUUUCGAGAUAUCCAUCCUAGUUUCCUGACUAGGCUUUGGAAAAAGGUUUUCUGAACUUUUGGGUUCGCAUUUAACUUUAACUGAGCUUCCAGGCCCUGAGUUCACCCAUCCUCACGACCCUGUGACAAUGGCUGUGGAAGAGAAGGCGUCGGAGCACCGUCCCUGGGGAGCGCGGGGGGUCUGCCUCCGUCGGAUGACAAAGGCAUGACAUUGUUCAGGGGCGUGUAACAGCUUCCGUCAUUGUUUAGACAAUAAUAUGUCUUGGGAAGAAAUUGUUUGUUGUUAAAGUGUUUUAAAUGGCCACUAAUAAUCAAUAGAAAACCUUUGCAAAUGUGGUCUUCUGUACGCUCACAGACAACCUGCGCCAGGGCUCGGUCACCCUCCGAGUGAAGGAGCUUCUCCUCCAGCUCCUGUGGAACUGGGCUGCUCCCAGGCUCACAAACACGUCCUCCCUUGGGAAGCAAACGGAGGAUUAACAGGAUUGUGUUCUGCAAAGUGCUCCCGAGGCCAGGUGCUAAUGACUGCUUCAGAGAGAGCUGCCCCAGCGGGAUGGGAGUUGAGGUUUUUCUCACCCUCCCUCAGCAUAUUAAUUGCACCCGUAAGUGUUAACGAUGGCAGCAGAAUGAAUUCCUUACAAAGGUGAGUUGCAGGGGAAUGUGGUGAGACAAAGACAUUAAUUUGGGCUUCAGAUGAUGUGUGGCAGCAGGCAGGAUGGCCUCACGGAGUGUCUCCCAGGGCAGCCCUGCAGCUGAGCCCGACGCCGCGCACCCCUGGGUCCUCGUGGCCAGGAGCAGGGCGCUUGCCCAGAAGCAAGGGGUCCUUGGCCACGUGGAGACCACACAGCAAGCCUUAAGGGAUGCCACAUGCACACCUUGGUCCUGCCUCGACCCUCACCCUGUGCCUUUUCCUCGUUCCCUGAGGUGGGCACGCUCUGGUUCGUCUCCUCAGGGUGCUGCUAGUGCGGAGCAUAGCAGCCCGUUGCCUUUUGCCAAGAAGCUUAUCUGGCACAAGAAAUGGUAUCUCUGUUCCUCCUUCCUUGCUGUCCUUAGCCGGGGGAAGGUGCUGGUGCUCAAUGUACUUUCAGUGCUGACUCCUGCUCCGUGGGGACUCGGGAGGUCUCUGCUUGCUCCUCCAGGAACGUGGGGGCUGCCGUCCUUCCCUGCAGAUUGCUGCCCCAUAUGUUCCCGGCACAGCAGCUCGUUCCCUCCAGGCUCCCCGUGCUCGCCUCCCGAGUGCUGGCUGCCUGACAGCACAUCUCGGCACUGCCAGGUCUGCCGCUCGCGUGUUCUCCCUGGGGAGAGCACAGGGCAGCCCCCCGCCUGCGGGCUGGCUGGCAGGGGUCAGUGCCUCCACACCUUAGGGGCCGAAGCUUUCCCUGGCGAGGAGCAGCUCAGAGCUGUGCCUCGAGGCAAAUCUCACCCUGGCUGUGUCCUGGGGUGGGACGGCACCGGGAUGGUGCAGGGCAUGAAGACCCCGUCCUCAUCCUCAGGGGGCUGCGGGCAGCGGAGCACCCCACCCACUGCCCUCCUCGCACUGGGGUCAGCGCCCUCGGGGACACCCAGACCAGCCCAACCGGCCACGGGAUCCCGUUCUGUGACAUUUCACCAGCCGCUGGGAUGAUUUUCCUUGCAGAGCUCUUGGGCAGCCCUAGGGUCGCCGAGGGAGGAGGCAGGGGUGGGCGUACGGUGGGCGUACUUCUCACCGUGUGCAGCCCUCCCGCGGGAGCGCUGCUGUCCCAGAACAUGCUGUUUUAAUGACUCUAUUCCUGUUCUCGGGGUGGGGAGGAAAAGGUGGGGGCUCUGCAAAUAAUUUAACCAUAUUCCAGAUCAAAUAACUUCAUGGGUCAAUAGCACUGCCUCCCCUGCAUUGUACUCUCCCUCGUAUCCCCGUCCAGAGAGCCCGUUUCAGCCUUGGGUGGCCCACAGCUGUCGGAUGCUGGUGGCAUCCAUUGCCACGUCCCUGAUCUUCGAUCUGACUGCAGCUCUGCUCCCUCUCCACGCAAGGCACCACCAGGGUCAGCUUCCACCGCCUGCACAUUUAGUGACUGGGCUGCUCCUGGGCAAGUUCGGUUAUUCAUGCGAUGAUCUCAGGAUAGUCUCAGCAAGAGAAAAUCUGGAGCUCCAGGCUGCUCUCCAGCUCCAGUCAUGCACUGCAGCAGCUGUUUCCUUGGGAUGUUGCACAACACACUAUUGCUCUGUGCAGUACUCAGUAUUUUUGGUUCUACAUCAUCCUGGGGGAGCUUAGCACGCUCUCAGAGGUGUGAAACAGCCUCCCUGCAGGCACAGCUUGGCUGACUCAGGACACAGAGAAGUCUCUUGUCCUCUGUGGGUGCACUGGUCCCACCUCACAGCUGCCCAGGGCUGCACUGGGGGCAGGCAUUGCUGCUGCCCCAGCUGACCGCCAGUGCCAGCGCGGGGAGCGGGCAGCAGAGCACUGAGCUUCUCCUCCUCCCAUGCCCUCGCUUGCUCUGUGCUUUGGCAUUUGCAUGUGUUGACUGCAAGGCCAGGCUGCGGGGCCAGCAGGUGCCUUCCAGGGGAAGCUGCAGCAGAGGGUGAGCGCUGCCUGGGUUCACAUCACAGCUGUGGCUGUGAAAUGCCCAAGUCCCAAACUCCACCAACAGCAGCAGCCA
Anas platyrhynchos (mallard) is the source of this 4032-nucleotide messenger RNA. NCBI's taxonomy places the organism in Eukaryota, Metazoa, Chordata, Aves, Anseriformes, Anatidae. The record is from RefSeq and is a predicted model, not a curated record.